UGAGCUUCUGUGCAGCCGCCGUCCGUGUCCGUCCGUCCCAGCCCCAUGGAGGGGGCCGUGACCUCCAGCCUCCUGCUGGCCCUGUGCUGGGCUCUCCCCCCACCUGCAGAUGGCCAGGAAGGACUUUGCUACGAGCAGUUCGGGGCCGGCAGGUGCCGGGAGCUGCUGGGUGAGGACGUGCCCCAGGCUGACUGCUGCCUGAACCCCAACUACGGGUACCGGACCCGUGCCGGGGCGCCCUGCCAGCCCUGCCGCCAGGCCGAGUGGAGUGAAUGGACGCCCUGGGGCCCCUGCUCCGUGUCCUGCAGUGAGGGGGUGCAGAGACGCAGCCAGACCUGCCUGGGGCAGGGCCAGUGCUCGGACGGCCCCCGCAAGAGGUGGGAGAUUCAAGCCUGCAGCCUGAAGGAUUGCUGCCCCGUGAUGGGGGGCUGGUCGGCCUGGGGCUCCUGGAGCUCCUGCUCCGUGACUUGUGCCAAGGGGGUGAGGAAGCGCAUCCGUAGCUGCACUGAGCCGACGCCCAUCUGUGGGGGCUCCUGCCCUGGCCUCAGCACGGACACCCAGCCCUGUGACACCAACAAGAUCUGCCCCACUCAUGGUAACUGGGGCAGUUGGGGGCAAUGGGGUCCUUGUUCUGCCACAUGCUCUCCGGAGGGAGCGGGGCAGAAGCCCCAGCAGCGUCGCUGGCGCGUUUGCAACAACCCUUCGCCUUCCUCCAUCCCUCCCGGACUCCCCUGCUCUGGAUCCACCAGUGAGGACCAGUCUUGCCCCGGGCUGCCCUUCUGCCCAGUGGACGGUGCCUGGAGCAACUGGGAGACAUCCAGCCCCUGCUCGGUGACCUGUGGCCUGGGCCGGAUAACGCAGAAGCGUCUUUGUAACAACCCAGCGCCACGGCAUGGAGGGAAGGCCUGUCUUGGCCUCAAUACCCGGUCACAUUUCUGCAACACCAAAAUACCCUGCCCAGUGGACGGGCAGUGGUCAGAGUGGGGGGAGUGGUCCACUUGCUCCCGGCCGGGUUACACUGGGAGCAUCAGCUGCCGGGAGAUCGUGGGGCAGCAGAGGCGGACGCGGGAGUGCAAGGGGCGCAGCCCCGAUGGGAAGCGCUGUGCGGGCAAUUAUAUCCAUAUCCGCAGCUGCUACAACAUGUAUCGGUGCAAACUGGAGGGUCAGUGGUCAGACUGGAGUUCCUGGGGUCUCUGCGUCCCGCCCUGCGGGAAGAAUCCCGUGAAGUCUCGGAAGCGCGUUUGCCAACCCACGUACCCCAAAUUUUCGAUGGUGACCCAGGGAGUGGCGGCCACCGGGCCGGUGAACGUCAGCUUCUGGGGCAAACCCUGGCCCCAGUGCAAGCCCAUCAACGGGAACCCCCUGGAGGUGGAGGAGAAGGAGCCGUGUCUCCAUGUGCCACCCUGCCCGGAGGAGGAGGAGGAAUAUGAUCAGCCCCUGUUAUCGUUAGCCCGCCUGGCCAGCCCAGACCUCAGGCCCACCGCAGGCUUAGAGUUCGUGGAGGUUCCUGAUGACGUUUGAGGUUGAUCUGGCAGGAGCCAGGCAAAGGUGCUUCCCUGGAAGCCCCAUCCCCCUAC
Gopherus flavomarginatus (Mexican gopher tortoise) is the source of this 1577-nucleotide messenger RNA. It is a transcript of the gene CFP, whose product is annotated as complement factor properdin. NCBI's taxonomy places the organism in Eukaryota, Metazoa, Chordata, Testudines, Testudinidae. Bases 46 to 1521 code for a protein of 491 amino acids. The record is from RefSeq and is a predicted model, not a curated record. The transcript has 11 exons.